Molecule: messenger RNA, 2332 nt
Organism: Aedes aegypti (yellow fever mosquito)
Lineage: Eukaryota; Metazoa; Arthropoda; Insecta; Diptera; Culicidae
Product: decaprenyl-diphosphate synthase subunit 2
Exons: 3
Coding region: 332-1684 (450 amino acids)
Biological process (GO): isoprenoid biosynthetic process; ubiquinone biosynthetic process
Cellular component (GO): mitochondrion; transferase complex
Molecular function (GO): prenyltransferase activity
Source: RefSeq, a predicted model, not a curated record
CAGUCCGACUGAGCGGUUCAUUUGAUUGGCAAAGCCUUUCGCCUAAGCCAUUUCCAUUACCGAAAUUAAUUACGACAGGCACAUAAAAAAAUACAACGAAAAAAACCAAACUAGUUACCAACCUAGGGCCUUCGGAUACCGGUCGUCGGUUUUGAUUCUCUUGAUGUAAGGUUGUGUACUUUCUAUCGGUUCACCAGUGCAAGAGUUUGGUAGCCUGAACUACCAUUUGAAACCACUUGAACGAGAUUGAAGCAACGAGAUUAGUGCGUGUCCAAAAAUUUACGAGGUUAGCGUGUUCGAGUGAAGUGAUAUCGGGGUCAGUUGACAACCAAUGAUGGCGUUCCGGAAAGUGUAUAGCAUGUGCUUGCGGAAACAGCUUGCGAUGGGAACCAGUUGCAAUGCAUCUAGGAGGAUUUUGGCGGUUGCAGCUGGAAAUUUCAACGGUAGACGACAGAUCUCGUCCAGUUCGAUAACUGGGGAAAAAUUAGCCACGGCUACCAAGGCGGUCCAGAAGCACGACUGGAAUCGGGCUGUGAGCGAGGCGGAAAAAAUCGUUGGAUAUCCGACGUCUUUCCUGAGUCUGCGGUGGUUGCUGAGUGAUGAGAUUGCCAACGUGGCGCUUCAUUUGCGGAAGUUAGUCGGCAGCAACCACCCGUUACUUAGGACGGCCAAAACCCUGAUCUACAACGACAAAAACCAGCAAGCAUGGGGACUGAUAGUGCUGUUGGUGUCGAAAGCUGCUGGCCACGCGGACACUAUCCCGGAAAUGGAACAGGACAAAAGUGCCGGUGUGCUCCACUCGCAGCGAGCACUUGCAGAGGUGACCGAGAUGAUCCGUACCUCACAUUUGAUUCACCAGGGCAUGAUUAAUCUGCAAUCGAUGGACAACGCGGGGAACGAUCUGAGUGGCGAUAGCGAAAUGAUAUUCGGCAAUAAAAUGGCUCUGCUCGGAGGGGAUUAUCUAUUGGCCAAUGCGAGUCAGCAGAUUGCUAGUUUCAGAAACCAGGAUUUGAACAUGCUGAUCUCAUCCGCAUAUCGAGAUCUGGCGGAAUCGAACUUCAUCGGCGAUCGAGACGAACAAAAUUGCCCUCUCCCUUCUAAACCGCUGUCAACCGUCGCUGGAAAAUCGUCGCCGGAUUGUUCAUUGGAGGAGCUCGGAUUUGGGGACCUUGAGGAUAACACACAACCCAUGAGCAUGGAAAGCGCCAUGGGGAAUCCCGAGAAGGAAUGGUCUUUGCGCCACGUGCUCGGAGGAGGCAGCCUUCUAGGGAAAAGUUGCCAAGGUGCUCUGAUGCUGGCGGGGCAACCCGAAGAAUUACAAAAGCAAGGAUAUCUUUUCGGACGGCACCUAUCCCUGGCCUGGCAAGCAUGCAUUGACUUGCAACCGUUCCUCCACAGUACUCUACCUCAGGGAUCCCAAUUCAGUCUGGUAUCGGCCCCUGUACUGUUUCACCUUGAGUACGAUCCCAGCAUCUAUGCGGAAAUCGAAAAAGGAAGCAUGUCGGUGGAUGCCAUCGACUAUCGGAAUCUUCACCAAGCCAUCGGAACCGGACCGGGCCUAGAAAGGACGAAACACCUCAUGAGAAAGCAUAGCCUUGCUGCAAUGCAAGUGCUGGGCCGACUGCCACCCUCAGAUGCCCGAACGGCUCUGCAAAACAUCAUUCUGGCCAUGCAGGAGUUGUAACGAGCAAUUCAAAGGCAGUGUGCAGUUCAUGCUUCUCGUUUCACGCAGAAGGUGUCGCUGCGGAACUAUGAAUGAAAGCUCCUCAGUAAUUGAUUAGUGUAGUUGUGUGCGUGAGCGAAUCGGAUCGAACGGUAGCGUGUGUAGAAAAACGUAAACAGAACCUUGAAAAUCGUGAGCCGUAUGAAUGAAUACCCGUCACAAAAGUGUGUGUGUGUUGAAACGUCAGUCGAAUCCGCUCUUGGUAUGAAUGAACAACGAACGGUAUUUACGGUAAACACUUACAUCACAGUCCACAAGUGAGUAAAAGCCCAGAUUAGUGGACGUCGUCUGCAAACGGGAGUAGAAAUCGUCUGUCGGUCGGAUUCGCCGUGUGCCGGAAUUUUCGUCAGGUGUUAAUAAUUUAUGCUGGAAACAAGUUUGGUACGGUUUUGGUGAUGCUACUACUAAAGACGACAACGUGUGGUUUAUCCGAGCAACGUGUCGCGGCCGUCAUUCGAUAAGCAGUGAUUCGGAAAUUCGGACGUGCCAAAAUUGAAGUCGCCUGCGGGGAAGUGAAUGCAAGUGCAAUAUCGCUCCAUGGUGUGGAGAAAGAAAGUUAACACACACGAUUGAAGUUUAAACCAAGAAGACGUGAACGAGAAGUGCAGU